Messenger RNA from Sorghum bicolor (sorghum), 1820 nucleotides. RefSeq lists its product as uncharacterized. Lineage: Eukaryota; Viridiplantae; Streptophyta; Magnoliopsida; Poales; Poaceae. The record is from RefSeq and is a predicted model, not a curated record. Bases 455 to 1459 code for a protein of 334 amino acids. The transcript has 2 exons.
CGGCACACAUGCUGCUGCCCGAAAUGCCGAGGAGCGGACUACCUUAGGCUUAUUAGCUAGUGAUGAAGUGAUCCCGAUCCGUGCAGCUGCUUGGCCUUGGUAAGCUGCUCUGCUCACUCCACCGACGAUUUCAGUUGAGCCAACUAAUAAUAAUCCACUCGCUUUCGCCCUUUCUCCUCCUCCUCCUCCUCCCCUGUUUUCUUUUCUUUAAUAAAUAAUCCAUCCAUCCAUCCAUCCAUCCAUCCGCGUACUACGCGCCUUUGCCGAUCCCGCCGCUUAUUUUACUAAUAAUACUCCUCUCCUCUCCUAGUAGGGGAGUGAGUAGUAGUUAGUUAAGGCCACCCGCCCACCCCAAGCAGCAGCAGCAGCAGCCCAGAUCAAGCAGCAGGAUCUGCCAUUCUUUUGUUUUGCCUGCGCUUCAGUUGCGUUACAGGCAGGCAGGCAGGCAAGCAGGAUGCCUCACGCCAAGACGGACUCGGAGGUGACGAGCCUGGCGCCGUCGUCGCCGCCGCGGUCGCCGCCACGGACCCGCGGGGCCGUGUACUACGUGCAGAGCCCGUCCCGGGACUCCCACGACGGCGAGACGAAGACGGCCACCUCCGUGCACUCCACCCCGGCGCUGAGCCCCAUGGCGUCGCCGCGGCACUCGCACUCGUCCGUGGGCAGGGACUCCUCCUCCAGCCGCUUCUCGGGGCACGGCCACCACAAGCGCAAGGCCGACAAGGGACACCACCACGGCAGCAGCAACAAGGGCGCGCCGGGCGGCAAGGGGUGGCAGGAGAUCGGCGUCAUCGAGGAGGAGGGGUUCCUGGACGACGAGGAGGAGCACACCCGCAUCGUGCCCCGCAAGUGCUACUACUUCCUCGUCUUCGUCCUCGGCUUCGUCGCGCUCUUCUCCUUCUUCGCGCUCGUGCUGUGGGGCGCCAGCAGGUCGCAGAAGCCCCACGUCGUGAUGAAGAGCAUCCGGUUCGACAACUUCAUCAUCCAGGCCGGCACCGACGCGUCGCUCGUCCCCACCGACAUGGCCACCACCAACUCCACCGUCAAGUUCACCUACCGCAACAAGGGAACCUUCUUCGGAAUCCAUGUCACCGCCGACCCCUUCCAGCUCUCCUACAGCCAGCUAACGCUCGCAUCCGGAGACCUCAACAAGUUCUACCAGGCUCGCAGCAGCAGCCGCACGGUCAGCGUCUCCGUGGUCGGCAACAAGGUGCCGCUGUACGGCGGCGGCCCGACGCUGACGGCGGCGCCGGCGGCCGGCGGCAAGGGGGCGCAGGCGACCACCACCACGGUGGCGUCGGUGCCCAUGGUGCUGAGGACGACGCUGCACUCGCGGGCCUACGUGCUGGGCGCGCUGGUGAAGCCCAAGUUCACCCUCGCCGUCGAGUGCAGAGUGGUCAUGAACCCCAGCAAGCAGAACAAGCCAAUCUCCCUCGAGAAGGCCUGCCACUACUCAUAAUUAAUUACAUUGAGCUGUUCCUUCUCCCUCUUCUUCAUUCUUCGUCUCCCCUUCUCAGCUGCUCAACAACACAGGAAACUAUCAUGCAUAUCCUUGCUCCACAUCGCCAUGGCCACGCAUCUCCCAAUUGUACUGUAAUGGAGUAUUUAUUUCUUUCUUUUUGCCAAUUCUUUCUCUUCUCUUCUCUUCUCUUCUCUUCUCUUCUCUUCUCUUCUGUGUAUUAUUAAUUUCUUCUUCAUUUUGUGGAUCAUCAUAUACUAUUACUACAUAUAUGACAAUAUGCAUGAGAUCAAUGAAUGAAUCAAUAUAUGCUGGAUUAUAUUGGGAUGUGUGAUGCCAUGGCUGCAUUCCAAAUUCCCAA